UACAGGUUGUUUAAACGCACAAACAAAAUAAAUAGAGGAAAAAAACGGGAUUAUUAAAUAAAAAUAAUAAUAAUGAAUGUAGCGUUAGCUAGGUCCGCGCAUGCUCAGUGUCGUAGGGCAGCACGGAUCAGCGUGUAGCGUAACUCGACAGAGCACCGGAGAGUAGCUAAUGCUAAUCCAGAAAAUGUAGAUAUUUAAUGCAGAAAUAGACAUGCAGCGUGUUUAUACUAGAAUUUUUGCUAUCUAGCUGAACUAGAGAGCUAUAUAACUGUGUGACCUUCAGUAGAAGACUGUUUGGCAGAUUCUUUUCUGCCUUGCAGCUCCAUACAUGUUGCUCACAAGUGCUCUUCAGAGGUCUGGCCUUAUGAGCACCGGACCCGGGAGGCCCAUCUGGGCACUGGCCGUGCUCCUGGUUAGCGCUGCCCUGCUUGCCCUCACCUCCACCUCGUCCUCCAGUGGGAAGAACGUGGCUCAGACGGCAUUGGCUCAUGCUGCAGCUGCUGCAGCUGGAUCAGCAUCCUGGUGUGCUGAGGAGGUCCUGGGCCUCCAAAGCCUGACCAAGAUGUUUUCCAGAGAGAGUGUCGAUGUUUGGUUCUGUUCGCUUGUGGGGUCCGUUGCUGUGGGCCUUAGUGGAAUCUUCCCCCUCCUGGUGAUCCCUUUUGAGGCUGGAGCAGCCCUGAAAACAGAGGAUGGUCGUCAGAAGCUGAAGAAACUGCUGAGCUUUGCGAUUGGUGGACUUCUCGGCGAUGUGUUUCUUCACCUCCUCCCCGAGGCCUGGGCUCAUACGUGCAGCAGUGAUGGGAGCCAGAAGCACUACCGUACCCAGGGACUGUGGGUGGUUAUAGGUCUGCUGUUCUUCCUGAUGAUAGAGAAGAUGUUUCCUGAUGAUGACAAAGCUUCAGAGAGCAGGACCAUGAACCGUUCAAGCAACUCCUCGUCUGCAGAUCUCCGAAACGACUAUUUAACGUCUACUCAAACGAAUGGCAUCUUCUCUAACAACAAUUCCGAUUCCAAGCCAAAAGCUGAGAUCAGCGCUCUCCCUGGGACGGAGAAGAUCAAGACAAGUGGCUACCUGAAUCUACUGGCCAACUGCAUCGAUAACUUCACCCACGGCCUGGCGGUGGCAGGGAGCUUCCUAGUCAGCAGGAAGGUGGGCUUUCUGACAACCUUUGCAAUCCUGCUGCACGAGAUCCCCCAUGAGGUGGGAGAUUUUGCCAUUCUGCUGCGCGCUGGAUUCGAUCGCUGGAGCGCAGCCCGCAUGCAGCUGUCAACAGCUCUCGGUGGAGUUCUGGGGGCAUGCUUUGCCCUUUCAGCUCAGUCACAGCAAGGGGCAGAGAAUGCAACAGCCUGGAUCCUUCCCUUCAGCUCUGGAGGCUUUCUGUACAUCGCCUUGGUUAAUGUGGUGCCUGACUUGUUGGAGGAGAAAAAUCCAAGGCAUUCUUUGCUGCAGAUCCUGUUACUCUUCUGUGGAGUUGGAGUCAUGGCCCUGCUCUCUAUGGUAGCAGACUGAACAGAAGAGUGCUGCUCUUACCUUUUUGGACUUUCUGAAAGGAAGAUCACCAUCUAUUAGGAUCUACUAAGCCAGGAGGACUGAUAGGCAGUGCACUCACUCCAUUGUUUAAGCUUUAAAAACUGAGAGACUGAAUUUAAGACUGAACCCAAAGGGACAAUCAGGUUGGUUUGUUUGUAUGUGUGUAUAUAUAUAUAAGUAUUUUUGUGUGUGAGAGAAUGUGUGUAUGUGUGUCUUAUGUACAUAUUUCCUUCCCUGUUCUUGUUUUGGACCUAUAAAUACGCACUUUGAAACAACAUUGUAGGUAGCAGCAAGUAGUGCCAGUUCAAAUGGUGCAAAAUGACUGUGUUAAUAGACUUUUGUAUUCUGAGCUAGACAGACAGUGCAUCCACUUUAUUCACUAGUUUGUGGCUUUUUUCUAUAGAAAGCAUGUUAAUAAUCAGCAUUCUUCUUUUUAAAAGUGAGAAAUUGACCUUUUAGAGUCUUUAUUAGAAUCUGCACACUGAUGGACAAUGAAGAAGCAUCUGCAUAAACAUGCUAACGGUUAUGUGGAGGCUGUGUACAUAAAUCAACCAAGUAUUUAGCUGAAAACUAAUGUAUGGGAUUAGGAGUUUAGGAAGACCCUUUUAGGAGUUUAUGAGACCUAUAGAUCUGGGGUUUCCAACCCUGUCCUACAGACUUUCCACCCACUAAUCAAUUAAUCAGUAAAUCCCACCUGAACUAAUGAUCACCAAAAUCUACUUGCUUCCUCCAGGUGAGCUUGAUUAAUUGAAUGUAAUUAGAUUUGGAUUUGUUUCUCGAUUCAGAGUGAUCAGUACUUGGAUUUGAGUGUCCAGACAUGGGUUGCUGUGGUACUGAGGUCUGAGUCAGUAGCUAACUUUAGCUGCUGUUCUUGAGCUAUGUUCAGACUUCCAGCCCAGAUUUUGAUAGUCAUAUAGUCAGAAACCGCAAACCACAUUUUUCGAGGUGGUUCAAAUAACAAAAAAAAAUUGGCAGAUUUGUUUCAGACUGGAUGCUCUGUACGCUCAAAACCAAGAAGAGCACCAAAGGCUUAUCCAUGUAGAUACAAUUGUGAUGACCAGAAAGGCAAAUCCGAUCUGAUCACUUUUGCAAAUAACAGUGUGGACAGUCAUCUCAGCAGAUUUGAAUUGAUGUAUUUUCUGUGUGAACAUCGCCUCAAAUCCCCACAUUUCAAAUACUUUUGAUUGAGUUGAUUAGGUAAUUAUUUGUUGCAUUGUAAGUGAUGCAGAAAACACUUUGAAAUAAUUAAAUUUUUAAAUGGCCCAAGCAUUUAGAUUGAGACGCAUCUGUACAAAUCUAAUUUAUAAUCACAUUUCAAACCCCCACCAAAUGUGGUUCGGAUCAGAUUGGCAAAAAAUGGAUUUUAUAUGGUUUCUGGCUGUCCAGACUAUCAAAAAUCAACCUGGAUUCAAUCUAGAUAUGCUAACAAAUAUAUAUUUUUAAAAUUUGUAUUAACAGUCUGAAUAAAGCAUUUGAGUGGAAGCAUGGUCAUUAUUCGUUGCAAUGUAAGUGAUGGCCAAAGAAUCCAAACUGAGAUGCAAAUCGGUACACAUUUAAAAUUACAUUUCAAACAACCACUAAAUGUGAUUUGGAUCAGAUUGGAAAAUACAUUUUAUGUGGUUUCUGGCUGUCCAGACUAUCAAAUCUGAAUUCAAUCUAGAUAUGCCAAAAUAUAUAUUUUUUCAAUUUGUAUUGGCAAUCUGAAUAAAGCCUUUGAUUAGGAGGAUGGAGGAGUAAUCUGAAGGACAGUAGCUCUUCAGGAGCAUGGUUGGUGACCCCUGCCUUAGAUAGACCAUUGCAUUGUGAUAACUUGCCCAGAAAUGCAUCCUUGAAUCAUGUGGUUGGAGAAACUACUACACAUUUCCUGUAGCUACAGUUCCUACAAAAAGAAAACAAAUUAUGGGCAGAACAUGUACAGAGUUAGAAGUGCACGGAUUGUAGCCUGGAUCUUCUGGUAGUUCACUGCUUGUAAUGGUACUAUAGAAGGCAGGAUCAGAGUGGUCCAGACUGUUUGGCUUCAUAUCGUCAUCUGACCUCUUUAAUUCUCUCUAUAUUUCUCUCUCUCUGAUUUUUAAUGAAAUCAAGUCAGGAUGCACUGAAUAUUUGGCAACACAGAUUAUUUGGCCGAGAAAUUAUUUGCAUAAAAAAACAUGAUUUUUUUUUUUUUUUUUUUGGUGUUUGGUGUUCAGCCAACAAUUUUAGGAUGUUAUCUACAUUAAAUAUGAAUAAUAUAUAUAUAUUUUUUUUAUUUUAGUUUUGUAUUUGCUUUUUCUUUUUAAAAGGCAGAACCAAAAAAAUGCAUCUAGGCUAAUUAACUGAAACAAGUGGCAAAUUUUAAUGUAAAUCUGUGGAAAAACUACAUUUUCGUUCAAUAUUUGCUUAUCAUAUUUUAUCAAAAUGUUUUUGUUUAAAAAUAAUAAAAUUUCAGUGCAUCCAUAAAGUCAGGUAUUCAUAGAAAGACCUACGGUCAAGCACACAAACGCACAUACACAUUUCACCAGAGGCAAACUCUACCUAUAGGCUCAUUAUCCGGAGCAUGAAGCCCCAUUUCAUGUUCUUAACAGGUGCUCUAUUGAUUUUCUAUUCUAGUGUUAUUCCACUACCUUCAGUCCUGCAUCAUUUUAAACCAAUCCUGCUGCUUGUUAUAUUACAGUGACAUGUCAUGAUUUUUUUUUUUUUUUUUUUGGUAAUGUUGUGCUCUAAUGGUUAUCCACUACACCACUGCUCUUAGCUCUAUACAGACGAGUGAGUGCAUUUAGCUUUAGCUUCAUUUUUGCUUGUGCAUUACCAGCUUUAUUCUUCCUGUUGUGGCCUUUUUUACUUCACUAUGUCUUAUCUAACACACAGACAGGGCAAGGCUCCCACUGAAAACUGCUUCAUAUAGAGACUGACAAUCACCCACACCCCUCUCCACCCAAAGACAUGGCCUUCAGCUAAAGCCAGGCACCGUAUCGUACCAUCUCGCAAAAGUAAUAACCAAUGGGAGGAGUCUGCGCACCAGAUAACGAAGCAUUGUUACUGAAAUAAAUGAAUGUUUUGAAGAUGUCGGUCAGCAGGUCAAAGCAAUUUGCUUAAAUGUGUACAUAUAUAUAUAUUUUUAAAAGAGAGAUAUUUAUUAUGUAUGGAAAGGUCAUGUUUGAGUCAUGUAUGAAAAAGGAACGUUUACUUUUUGAAAUUUUAGGACACUCCCAAUGUUAUUAAAGAAAAAGUUGAAAUGUUUGUAUUUUUAUUUGAUAAUAUACUUUGCCAAAUAAAUAAUGAAAAUAAUCGUU
Messenger RNA from Astyanax mexicanus (Mexican tetra), 4803 nucleotides. RefSeq names its product solute carrier family 39 member 13 (gene slc39a13). Gene Ontology annotation, molecular function: zinc ion transmembrane transporter activity. The coding region runs from base 329 to 1510 and encodes 393 amino acids. The record is from RefSeq and is a predicted model, not a curated record. The transcript has 10 exons. NCBI's taxonomy places the organism in Eukaryota, Metazoa, Chordata, Actinopteri, Characiformes, Acestrorhamphidae. Gene Ontology annotation, cellular component: membrane. Gene Ontology annotation, biological process: zinc ion transmembrane transport; intracellular zinc ion homeostasis.